Molecule: messenger RNA, 970 nt
Organism: Manduca sexta (tobacco hornworm)
Lineage: Eukaryota; Metazoa; Arthropoda; Insecta; Lepidoptera; Sphingidae
Product: regucalcin-like
Exons: 4
Biological process (GO): L-ascorbic acid biosynthetic process
Molecular function (GO): gluconolactonase activity; calcium ion binding; enzyme regulator activity
Source: RefSeq, a predicted model, not a curated record
AUUUUUUGUGUUUAUCGCCCGCCAAGAUGUCGUUUAAAGUUGAGAAGAUCAGUGAGCCGGCGGUGCUGGGCGAGGGUCCACACUGGGACGACAGACAGCAAUGCCUCUACUACGUCAGCAUAUACGAGAAGACCAUACAUAAGUACGUGCCCGCCACCGGAGAUUUCUUCAAGACCUAGCUAGACGGGCGCGUUGGCUUCAUCGUACCAAUCGAGGGCACCACAGACCAAUUCGUAAUGGGAGUGGAACGCAAGUUCCUUGUGGUGCGGUGGGACGGGGCGGAGGGAAGCAAGGUUGAUGUCCUGAAGGAACUAGGCGAGGUCGACCAGGACGUACUAACGACCAGGAUCAAUGACGGCAAGGCUGAUCCCAGAGGCAGGCUGUUUGCCGGUACAAUAGGCCACGAAUAUGCUCCAGUACAGUUCGAGCCGAAAAAAGGCUCCCUGUUCCGUAUAGACGGUAGCAAAAGUUGCACGAUUGAGAAGGUGGCCACCAGCGUGACGGUGUCUAACGGUUUGGCCUGGGACUUGAAGGAAAAGGCGUUUUACUACAUCGACUCCAUGGACAGGAAGGUCAGGAGAUACGACUAUGAUAUCGAGACGGGAGUAAUCUCAAAUUUAUCAUAUGCAUUUGAUUUUGAAAAGAACAACGUCGAAGGAUUUCCUGACGGCAUGACCAUAGACACCGACGGAAACUUAUGGGUAGCGGUCUUCGGGGGCUCAUGCGUGAUUAAAAUAGACCCCAGAACGCAAAAAGUAAUUAUGAAGGUGCCAAUUCCAGUCCCGCAGGUCACUUCGGUUACAUUCGGAGGUCCUAACUUGGAUAUUCUGUUUGUAACGACAGCCAGCAUGAAUAUCGGAGGGGAGCAGUUACCACCGUGCGGUUCUACCUUCAUGGUUCUGGGGCUCGGUGUUAAGGGACACCCGAAUUAUAAUUUUAAGUUGUAAGCAAAAAAUCCAUUAUUGUAUGU